AUGUUAAUUCCGAUGGCGGCUAGAAUUAGGUUGAUUUCGGCUAGGGCCAGGUGUACCACUUUCAUUCGAGAGCCAACAUGGGUUGCUGUCAGUGGCUUUUCUGGUUUUCAACCACGGAGGUUCGAGCCGGAUGAGAAGGACAGGUUCACAAAGGAUCCGAAGGCAUUGCAUACCUUCCGACGUUGGCUCGAGCACAAUGCAAACAAAACAUAUCCUUUGUUCUUCGCAAGAUCGGAGGCCCAAGAGGAGGCACGUAACGAAUUUGUUAAUUCCAUGAGAGAUGCUCUCAAGAACCCGGGUCUGGAAGAGAAAGUCAUUCCUCCAUGGGCAGUUGGCUGUCGACGGUUAACCCCCGGUGUCGGAUACCUAGAAUCUCUGAACGAUCUAAAAACCGCCGUUGUCUAUGGUGAGAUUAAUAGAAUCACCAAUCGCGGCUGUCAAAUGGAGGAUGGACAGUACUUCCCGCUCACGGGCUUGAAUGGUAGACAGCUUUCUGAUGAUUGGAAAGACGAGCCUAGGUCGUACCUCGGAAUUGCUGCUGCAGGCUACCCCAACUAUUAUAUGUUCCUCGCGCCUAACAGCCCUAUUGGUAAUGGACCAGUACUGGUGGGCACUGAGGCCCAAGCGGACUACAUUUGCAAACACAUCACGCGUAUUCAGCAGCAAGGCAUAAAGUCGAUUGAGGUGACUAAGGAAGCCGUGGACGAUUUCAUCGAGCACAAGGAUCAAUAUAUGAAAGAUAUGGUCUGGAAUGAAGAUUGUCGGUCCUGGUACAAAGGCAACACAGCGGACGGCAAGAUCGUUGCCUUGUGGCCGGGGAGUACACUUCACUAUAUCGACACUCUUCGGCAGGUUCGAUAUGAGGACUUCAAAGUACAAUACUUCGGAUAUCAUUUUAGCUACUUGGGAAACGGCAUGAGCAAACUUGAGAUGGCCCCGGACGCUGACCUGGCGUACUAUAUACGCCAAAGAGAUGACGCCCCCAUCAUUGGGGCCAAGUUCGUCUACAAGAAGGCAGGCCCUGAGCUGACUGCUAUCAAUAUGACAGCUGCCAAAGCAUCAGAGGAAACGACGACUGAUGUGUCUCGCUUGAAGUUUACUAACAGGUCCGUCCCUGGAUAA
This is a messenger RNA of Aspergillus oryzae RIB40, 1122 nucleotides long. RefSeq lists its product as uncharacterized. The transcript has 5 exons. The record is from RefSeq and is a predicted model, not a curated record. Lineage: Eukaryota; Fungi; Ascomycota; Eurotiomycetes; Eurotiales; Aspergillaceae. Bases 1 to 1122 code for a protein of 373 amino acids.